CUUCCCUCCCUUCACACAGCACAACCUCUGUAAAGCAGACCGAGCUAGUGAGUGUGUGACUGGCGUGUACGCGCGUGUCACACUGUGUGAAGAGAUAACCGGAGUUGGUCUCAGGAUGCCUGCGUAUGCCACCAACAUGAGGUUCAAGUUCCCCAUUGUAGCCUUGACUUUGGAGAUUAUCACCAUCAUACUGUUUGCGGUGUUUGCGGUCUACGAUGAUGGCAAAGGUCACGGGCACGACUCACACUCCAAUGACACGCACCAUGAAGAGCCGCCUAUGAAACUCUACCCCAUGUUUCAGGACGUUCACGUCAUGAUCUUCAUCGGCUUCGGGUUCUUGAUGACCUUCCUCAAGAGAUACGGGUUCAGCAGUGUAGGCGUCAACUUGCUCCUCGCUGCCUUCGGCCUACAGUGGGGCCUCCUCAUGCAGGGCAUCUGGCACCUGGACAAUGGCAAGAUCAAAGUCAACAUCUUUAAAAUGAUCAAUGCAGACUUCAGCACAGCUACAGUCCUAAUCUCCUUUGGAGCGGUUUUGGGUAAAACCAGCCCUGUGCAGCUCCUCAUCAUGACCAUACUGGAGAUCACCAUCUUCUCCAUCAACGAGCAUCUGGUGGCUUCAACUCUGAAGGCUAGCGACGUUGGAGCGUCCAUGAUCAUCCAUGCAUAUGGAGCCUACUUCGGCCUGGCAGUGGCUCGAGUGCUUUACCGACCAGGUCUAAGAGAUGGACAUGACAACGAAGGAUCUGUUUAUCACUCUGACCUGUUUGCUAUGAUUGGAACCGUCUUCCUGUGGAUGUUCUGGCCCAGUUUUAACUCAGCCAUCGCUGAGACGCCCGAAACUCAGCUCAACGCAGUCAUCAACACCUACCUCUCCCUGGCUGCCUGCGUGCUCUCUGCCUACGCCAUCUCAAGCCUCGUCGAGCACAAAGGAAAACUGGACAUGGUACACAUUCAGAGCACCUUGGCUGGUGGCGUUGCCGUAGGAACAUGCGCUGACAUGAACAUCGAGCCAUUUGGAGCCAUGGUGAUUGGAUUUGUGGCUGGCAUCAUCUCUACCCUUGGCUUCAAGUACCUAACUCCCAUCCUGGCGUCCAACCUGGGCAUCCAGGAUACCUGCGGUGUCCACAAUCUGCACGGCAUGCCUGGCAUCCUGGGCGGGUUGGCUGGUAUUGUGGCAGUGGCUUUGGGGAAGAAAGAAGGAGGUGAGGCUGCCAUGCAAGCUGCUGCCUUGGCUUCAUCCCUCGGGUUUGCUUUGGUUGGAGGUGCUGUUACAGGUUUAAUAAUGAAGUUGCCAUUCUGGGGACAGCCUCCAGACCAGAACUGCUUUGAUGACUCUAUUUACUGGGAGGUUCCUGAGGAGGAGGACGAGAAUGAGGAGAGCUUGGCUCACGCUGAUCACUCAAAGAACAAAGCGGAGGCUUAAAUAUCUGCUCGUCAUCCACUCAAAAUUAAGCUCAAAAUUAAGAAGCAAAGGAUGAUUCAUCAGCUACACGAUGACCACAGAUAUCAAUUUGUCAGUUAUAUUAAUUCGAUGGUUGUCAAUGUGUGACCAUGGUUUUUUUCAUCAUAGUACCCUCUAAAUUUGUAAUUAGAAAAAAAUAUAUAUGAGCAAUUUUAAUCUGACAAUUGAUAACAUAAAUUGAUAACAUCCCAUUUACACUAAGAAAAAAACCUACUUAAGAUUUUGAAAAGACAACACCAAUGUUCAGGGAUUUUUUUUAACACUGAAAAAAAAAACUGAUGAUCUACAACAAUCAUGGGCCACGGCAGUUCGUAGUUUCACUGCUGAUACACAACUACUUCUAUAAGCUUUUCUUUAUGUCAUUUUAUAUCAUAAAAAAGCAUGUUUUAAGAUGUUAGUAUAGUGUUUAUUUUUCCUCAUACAUUCUUUUAUGUUUCCAUAAACCUGGCAUGUACGUGUUUCUGCAGACGCUCAGGUCGAAGAGAGGAGUUAAACUCUUGAGCUUUGAUCUGCUGCUUCAUGUUACCUCACUGGAGCCCAGUCCUUCAAUCUGGAAGGAGUCAGGAGUCAGGCUGUGUGAAACCAGCAGCGUGGCUCCGACGUGGGCAGGGAUAGUCACAUGAUAUUCUUGUAACUAAUGAACCUUCGCGUGUCUUAUCUUCUGUUACUUCAGAGCAUUUUUCUGUCUAUCUGUGGGCAGCUGUACAUUGAAGAUCGCAUUCAGAGCUGUGCAUUUACAUUAGAUUGAUUUACACUGGGCAAGCUGAGGUUAUGUUUUUUUUUUUUUUCCUUUUUACUAUUUACAUCAAAUGUAUUCUUACAUGUACAUACAGUUUAGUUCUUAGAUGGAUUGACAUGGUCAGUUUUAUCAAAGCCCUGCAACGUCAAAGACAGAGCAACUGGUACUGAACAUAUUUCAGAUAUAACCUGUCUACAUCACAGGAUUAAAGCUCACUUUGUCUUCUCAAACAAAGUGCAUGGCGGUGGAGCGCUGCACAGAGGAUGGGUUUUCAGAGUGUUAAACAUCAAAACAUAUGACCGCAGGGUGAGAUGAAACUGACUACACACAGCAUUAAUCAGUAUUUUGGUUUGUCAAAUGAUUUAUGAUGCCCAGGACACUGAAACACAUAAUAAUUUUGUAUUUUUAUACAGUGGGCGUAUGCUCUUAUUUGUAUAAUAUACUAAUACUGUCAUAAUAAAUAUGCUUUUGUACAACA
Lates calcarifer (barramundi perch) is the source of this 2679-nucleotide messenger RNA. It is a transcript of the gene rhag, whose product is annotated as Rh associated glycoprotein. Gene Ontology annotation, cellular component: plasma membrane. The record is from RefSeq and is a predicted model, not a curated record. Gene Ontology annotation, molecular function: ammonium channel activity. Lineage: Eukaryota; Metazoa; Chordata; Actinopteri; Centropomidae. Gene Ontology annotation, biological process: ammonium transmembrane transport; ammonium homeostasis.